Molecule: messenger RNA, 705 nt
Organism: Prunus armeniaca (apricot)
Lineage: Eukaryota; Viridiplantae; Streptophyta; Magnoliopsida; Rosales; Rosaceae
Source: the annotation of a GenBank genome assembly
AUGUCUUCUCCAAAAACUCGUGCUCAAUCUUCCUCUUAUGUUCCUCCUGCCUACAUUACUGGGGCUGGAGUGGACAACCAUGCUAUCGAGGCUCGGAGACCUCACUGGUUUGGCCAUGUUCCUGCUGAAAUGGUAGAGCUGUUCAAGAACGAUGCUGAAGCUCCUCUGUGUUUCCAGAGUUCUUCUGCCCUGGCUUCCCAUACUUGGGUUAGCAAGAAUCUGAGCUGCUCAUUCCCCUCGAGCGAAGUGAGGAACAGUCUAGUGAAGUGGGCUGACUGGAUUGACAGGCUCUUCCCGCGGUAUGGAGCUCAUUGUAAGAGGGCUGGUAUUUAUGACGCCAUCCUUCUAUUCAAGCAGUCUAUUAAUAGAGAUGAAAGUCUUUUGGCUGCCGCCCUUUGCUUUUGGAAUUCUGGUAGCAACACAUUUGAUUUUCGUGUGGGCCCCAUGGCUCCAACCCUGCUGGACAUGGCCCAAAUCUUUGGAUUUAGACCUCAUGGUCACCCUGUGGAUGCAGUGAGUGAUUACCAUAGGAAGAAGAACCAGGAGAAGGAUAUGGAUAUGGAUCAGUACUACUCCUGCAACAAUCAACCAGAACUGCUCCUGCAACAAUCAACCAGAACUGCUCCUUCUCCAACUACCUUAGGAAGUUCAGUGCUGAGAAGGAUAUGGAUCAGUUGCAUAUGCUAUUCCUCCUAUACUGGCUGA